Olea europaea var. sylvestris is the source of this 1825-nucleotide messenger RNA. RefSeq names its product serine/threonine-protein kinase HT1-like. Lineage: Eukaryota; Viridiplantae; Streptophyta; Magnoliopsida; Lamiales; Oleaceae. The coding region runs from base 527 to 1642 and encodes 371 amino acids. The record is from RefSeq and is a predicted model, not a curated record. Gene Ontology annotation, biological process: protein phosphorylation. Gene Ontology annotation, molecular function: protein kinase activity; ATP binding. The transcript is spliced from 3 exons.
AAAACAUAAAGCACUAAACUUUUGAAGUUGUAGCUACUUAAUCAAGUUAGCAUUAAAUGAUGCAUAAGAAAACUGGAGGGUUUGAUCCUUUUGAAACAAGAUUUCACGAGACAUCCAUGAUAACUUUUUCUUUGAAUUCAUCUUCAUCUGCCCAAAAAUCUACUUUACCUAAUGAUAAUAAGAAACAGUCAAGCACCCACAAAACUCUCUGUAGACUCUCUAUUUUUGAGGGAUUUUUUCUUCAUUUCAUUCCAUAUUUUGUCACCUUGAAACCCAAAAUCCUUUGUUUUUUCAUGAUCAAUACACUGAUCUGCCCAUGAUGAACAAGAUUUCAGCUUCUUUUUCUUGGUUAAUACCGUCCAUGUCGAAUCCACCUUACCAAACGUGCAAGAAAGCCUUUCUUUCUUCCAUAAUUGGAACCCAUGUUUGUGAAUCUGCUCGUGCAAUUCUUAAAAUCAAUUCACUCAUUCAGAAGAAAAACAACACGUUUUGAUCAUUGUGUGCUUUUGACAAACUUAGAUUUUCAAUGGCUACCUCGUGUUUUAAUCCGUUUCGGUUGCGAAAAUCUAAGAGUAAAACAUCUUCAACAUCAAUACCUUCCACUUCAAGAAACAACCAAUUAACUUCUGAAACUAACAAUAUGGAGAGAAAAAGAUUUGACAGUUUGGAAUCAUGGUCAAUGAUAUUGGAUUCAGAAAAUUUCGAAACGUGGGAAGAAUCUGAGGAUCAUGAGGAAUGGGCUGCUGAUCUUUCUCAGUUAUUUGUAGGCAAUAAAUUUGCAUCUGGAGCACACAGUAGGAUUUAUAGAGGGAUUUAUAAGCAAAGAGCAGUUGCUGUAAAAAUGGUGAGAAUUCCAACUCAUAAAGAAGAGACUAAAGCUUUGCUCGAACGUCAAUUCAAGUCUGAAGUUGCCCUUCUUUCACGUUUAUAUCAUCCCAACAUUGUGCAGUUUAUUGCUGCGUGUAAGAAGCCUCCCGUAUACUGUAUUAUCACCGAGUACAUGUCACAAGGGAAUUUAAGGAUGUAUCUCAACAAGAAAGAGCCAUACUCUCUUUCAAUCGAGACAAUUCUAAGAUUAGCCCUCGAUAUUUCACGAGGAAUGGAGUAUCUUCAUUCACAAGGGGUGAUACAUAGAGACCUCAAAUCGAACAACUUGCUUUUAAAUGACGAGAUGCGUGUUAAAGUUGCAGAUUUCGGUACUUCUUGUCUUGAAACACAGUGCAGAAAAACCAAAGGAAACAUGGGAACUUACCGUUGGAUGGCACCGGAGAUGAUCAAGGAGAAAAUUUGUACUCGGAAAGUCGACGUCUAUAGUUUUGGGAUCGUGCUGUGGGAACUUACGACGGCCUUGCUUCCUUUUCAGGGUAUGACUCCGGUGCAAGCUGCAUUUGCUGUAGCUGAUAAGAACGAGCGACCUCCAUUGCCAGCAAGUUGUCAACCUGCACUCGCACACCUUAUAAAGCGUUGUUGGGCGGCAAACCCCUCAAAGCGGCCAGAUUUCAGCGACAUCGUGUCUGCUUUGGAAAAAUAUGAUGAGUGUGUCAAGGAAGGACUCCCGCUUACUCUCCAUUCAGAGCUAGUGGCCCGAAAGGCCAUUCUUGAACGCUUAAAAGGUUGCAUAUCGAUACCUGUACAUGCCUAACAGUCUUCUUUUAUAGACGCAUACAUGGCCACUUUAUUGUAUUUUUGUUGUUUCCAUUUAGACUGGCCAAUUCAAAUUUGUUUAUAGUCAAUGUCUUCAUAGUUGUCUGAUAUAUGAUACUAUUUCAAUUAGUUCAGGUUGUCUGUAUUAAGUAGAACUCGAUCGAAUUUAUGAAAUGGAAAU